CCCACUUGAGAGCCAAAGCCAGCAGCAACGGGAAGGAAAGGACAAGCGCAAAUCCAUUCCGGCUCUCUCCGAUCUCCCACCCCAAGCUUCUGGAGGGAUUCUAGUGGAUCAUGUUUGGCAAAGUCUCCGAGCUACAGGUGAGGGUGCCGGAGACGUGGAGGUAGAAAGGCGGCAAAAGGUACAUUUGGAGACCUCCAACUGAAAGCAUCUGGAUGGAAGGAGGAGAACAGCAGGCGAGGAUGAAGACUAGGAACGAGCAGUGAGUCGUCCGGCCGGCAUCAUGAACAAAGUCAUCAUGAGGCCAACGCGGCCACGUUUCCCGGAGCCUGGGCGGCCGGCCACAGCAUGAGCCUGCGCGGUGGCGGCGCUGGCGGCGCUGGCAACGUGUCAGAGCUCAUCUCUCAAAGCCGGCGGAUCCCGGAGCCCCCGCACGGGUUCCGGACGGGCGACGCCAGCCGCGACGGCUGUCCUCACGUCGGGAACGGCUCCGGCGACCCCGGCUUCUGCCGGGACGAGGCGGGCAAAAAUUGGGCGGCGCUGCUGAUCCUGGCGGCCAUCGGCAUCACGGUGACGGGCAACAUCCUGGUCAUCCUGGCCGUGUCUUUGGAGAAGAAGCUCCAGAACGCAACCAACUACUUUUUGAUGUCUCUGGCUGUGGCAGACAUGCUCUUGGGCGUGUUGGUCAUGCCGGUCUCCAUGGUGACCGUCCUCUACGAUUACGGCUGGCCUCUCCCGUCAGAGCUGUGUCCCGUGUGGAUCUACCUGGACGUGCUGUUCUCCACGGCGUCCAUCAUGCACCUGUGCGCCAUCUCGCUGGACCGCUACGUGGCCAUCCGCAAGCCCAUCCACCACAGCCGCUUCAACUCGCGCACCAAGGCCCGCGUCAAGAUCGUGGCCGUGUGGAGCAUCUCGGCCGGCAUCUCCACGCCCGUCCCGGUUCUGGGACUGCGCGACCCGUCCAAGGUGUUCAAGAACGGCAGCUGCCUGCUGACGGACGACGGCUUCGUGCUGGCCGGCUCCUUCGUGGCCUUCUUCGUGCCGCUCACCAUUAUGGUGGUCACCUACUUCCUGACCGUCCGGGCCCUGCGCGACGAGGCCACGCUGCGCUCGGGGCGGCCCAGGUGGGGCGCCGCCGCUGCCGCCGCCGUCACGCUGGGCUUCUUCUCGCAGGCCUCGCUAUCCUCCCAGAAGCUGACGCGGCGGGAAGCCGGCGCCGCCCUCUUUGGGCGCCGGACCGCGCAGUCCAUCAACAACGAGCAGAAGGCGUCCAAGGUGCUGGGCGUGGUCUUCUUCCUCUUUGUGGUCAUGUGGUGCCCCUUCUUCAUCACCAACGUGCUGGCGGCGGCGUGCGAGGCGCCGGCCUGCGACGACGCCCUGGUGGCGGGCCUGCUCAAGGUCUUUGUGUGGGUGGGCUACCUGUCGUCCGCCGUCAACCCGCUGGUGUACACGCUGUUCAACAAGACGUACCGCGCCGCCUUCCUGCGCUACCUGCGCUGCCGCUACGCGACGCCCGCCAACAAGCCGCUGCAGCUCAUUCCGCUCAACACCAUCCCCCCCAUGGCCUACCCCUCCGUCGUCGGGGGCGGACGCAACCCAGGCCCGCUACCCGAUUUCUCCCGACGACGGGGCCCGCAGACUGUAGACGAGGACGAAAGCUGCGUGUGAGCCCCAAACAUUUCGAAAUCUAUUUGGGGAAAUUAAAAGGACAAGGGAAAGAGGAAGAAAAAACGAGGACAACAAAGAACAUGAUCAAGAAAAGGCAAAAGUCCAGAAGAAGAUUUCGAGCGAGUCAAGUGUGCACCGCUUGCGCAAAACACGCCUCAAAAGAGCCUGAGCGCCCCGAUGCUUGCAUGGGAGAGGAGAGCCUAAAAGGCAAGAGGGGCCGACCGGCCGGCCACGUGCUGGAGCUGGCAAAGAACCCUCACUGCAGUUGUCAAGGAGACCAAAUGUGCUGCCUGCGAUGACUCAUGCGCCUCAUUUUCGCCACGCUGCCAUGUGACAAGGGAUGACUGGAGGAAGGGGGGGGCCGACUUUUCAAAGCGUCGCCUAGCUCGCCCUGUGUCCCUCCAUCACCUCCUCACGACGUCACAAACAUCAACACGAAGAAGCCGGCAGCUUUUCUUUUCCCCCUCAUCAUCGUCGUCAUCGUCAUCAUUUGGCCCUGGUUGCACUCAUGUGCCCAAUUUGGCUGUCAAAGCAGCACUUGAGCCAACAAUGUUGGGGAGUGCGUGCGGCCAGCCGUUUUCAUCUUCUACCAAAGGGGAACGUUGAUAUUCCAUGAACGGCAGCGUUCAUCCAUUCGUCUUAGGCCUCGUCUUUCUUCCCCGUCAAAUCUUGCAACUCUUCAAUGAACCAUUUAUCUACUGAUGUCAAUUUUGUGAUUAUUAUUUUUUUUUUUUUUUAAAGGAAGAGGGUAAAGAAUUGUGGUUUGAAAUCAAUGGUUCUUUUUUUUUUUUCAGCUCUCAAAUUGCAUUUUGCGUCUGACACGCUGCUCGUUUGCGUUCCCACACUUGCACGCCUCCUCGUGUCCCGUCUUUAUUUUUCGCAGAAGCAGAAAUAUCUUACAGAGGCAGAACGUCACUUUGCUUAUUUACAUGUCAUCUUGCGUGACGGAAACAAAGAAA
Syngnathus acus (greater pipefish) is the source of this 2624-nucleotide messenger RNA. RefSeq names its product 5-hydroxytryptamine receptor 2A-like. Gene Ontology annotation, biological process: chemical synaptic transmission; G protein-coupled receptor signaling pathway, coupled to cyclic nucleotide second messenger. The record is from RefSeq and is a predicted model, not a curated record. Gene Ontology annotation, molecular function: G protein-coupled serotonin receptor activity; neurotransmitter receptor activity. The transcript is spliced from 3 exons. Gene Ontology annotation, cellular component: dendrite; plasma membrane. Bases 346 to 1665 code for a protein of 439 amino acids. NCBI's taxonomy places the organism in Eukaryota, Metazoa, Chordata, Actinopteri, Syngnathiformes, Syngnathidae.